AUUACCCUGUAGCCUCCGACGCCCCGACGAGGCGACGACUCAAGCCAUCCGCCGCCGCCGCCGCCGCCACCACCACACACCGGCGUCGGCGCCACUCCCGCCGUUCGUCCUCGCCUGCCUCCGCGGAACCACUCCAAAGCCUCGGCCUCAAGCGAACCGAGGAAGAUUUCUCUUGCCUUCGCUUCAGACUUCAGAGCUCAGGGCGCUGCAUAUUCUCUGCACUUCAGAGGUUCUUCAGGCCCUAUCUAUCUGUAUGUAUGCACUGACCGGAUAGCUUUGGGCAAUGGGAACCCGCAACCGACUUUGGUCGAUCGCCAAGAUGACGGUGACCGGGGGUGUGAUGGGCGUCACCAUUUCCGACCGGUACGUCGCCGUGGUCGCGAUAAAGGGCCAUUCGAUGCAUCCCACCAUGACGGCCACCGACAGCGCCUUGCGAGGUGAUGUCGUGUUAGCGGAGAAGGGCUGCCUCGACCAGUACAAGUUCUCCCGUGGCGAUGUGGUUUUGUUCAAAUGCCCUAGUAAUCACAAGGAAGUGUUUGUGAAGAGGCUGAUUGGCUUACCUGGUGAGUGGAUACAGCUCCCUGCGUCUUCCGAGAUAAUCAAGGUCCCGCAGGGGCAUUGCUGGGUUGAAGGGGAUAAUGCUGCUAGAAGCUGGGAUUCAAGGUCAUUUGGCCCAAUCCCUUUAGGCCUAAUAAACGGGAGGGUCACCCACAUUAUCUGGCCGCCAUCGAAGAUCGGCAGAUUGGAGAGAAAAUGGCCCGAAGAUAGAAUUCCGCCGUUUUGAUUGGACUCCUCACUGCACGUGAUGAUGAUCCAUCCAGUUUAGCCUGCUUUGUGGCUACCAGAAGUUUUUAGCUACCCGUUGUUCAAGUUUUGGUCAGAUUUGUUCUGAAAUUUCCUUUUCGCCCACCAUUGUUAUUGUUGCUUACUCGUGUAAACAUUUUUGUCUUUGAUUUGGUCAAAUGUAAAACCUCAUUCGAGGCCCUUCACAUUCAAUCAUUUGUUUUGUAAACAAAUACGGUCUGGCAAUGAACCUUUGCAACUUGUUGUAUUGGACUCGGCAGAUGCAGAUAGACAGAAAGAAAGAACUCUGAACUAGAUUUAUUACUUCAAAUUCUGCAAUAUGCAGUGUGUAUGUACA
Hordeum vulgare subsp. vulgare (domesticated barley) is the source of this 1141-nucleotide messenger RNA. Its product is annotated as mitochondrial inner membrane protease subunit 2-like. The coding region runs from base 284 to 784 and encodes 166 amino acids. Gene Ontology annotation, cellular component: membrane; mitochondrial inner membrane peptidase complex. Lineage: Eukaryota; Viridiplantae; Streptophyta; Magnoliopsida; Poales; Poaceae. Gene Ontology annotation, biological process: mitochondrial respiratory chain complex assembly. The transcript is spliced from 5 exons. Gene Ontology annotation, molecular function: serine-type endopeptidase activity. The record is from RefSeq and is a predicted model, not a curated record.